AACUCCUGGGCUCAAAUGAUCCUCCUGCCUCAGCCUCCCAAAGUGCUGGGAUUAUAGGAGAGUCUGUAGACGAGGCAGCACCCGGCUUCCAAAUGAACAACCGGAAGGAAGAUAUGGAAAUCGCGUCCCACUACCGGCACCUGCUGCGUGAGCUGAAUGAGCAGAGGCAGCACGGCGUGCUGUGUGACGUGUGUGUGGUGGUAGAGGGCAAGGUCUUCAAGGCGCACAAGAACGUGCUGCUGGGGAGCAGCCGCUACUUUAAGACGCUCUACUGCCAGGUGCAGAAGACGUCUGACCAGGCCACUGUCACGCACCUGGACAUCGUCACUGCCCAGGGCUUCAAGGCCAUCAUCGACUUCAUGUACUCCGCCCACCUGGCCCUCACCAGCAGGAACGUCAUCGAGGUGAUGUCGGCCGCCAGCUUCCUGCAGAUGACGGACAUCGUGCAGGCAUGCCAUGACUUCAUCAAGGCUGCGCUGGACAUCAGUAUCAAGUCGGACGCCUCAGAUGAGCUCACAGAGUUCGAGAUCGGUGCCCCGGCCGGCGGUAGCACAGAGGCACUGAUCUCUGCAGUGAUGGCUGGGAGGAGCAUCUCACCAUGGCUGGCCCGGCGCACCAGUCCUGCCAACUCCUCUGGGGACUCAGCCAUCGCCAGCUGUCAUGAGGGAGGCAGCAGCUAUGGGAAGGAGGACCAGGAGCCCAAGGCCGACGGCCCCGAUGACAUGUCUUCGCAAUCGCUGUGGCCCGGAGACGUGGGCUACGGGUCCCUGCGCAUCAAGGAGGAGCAGAUUUCGCCUUCUCAGUAUGGUGGGAGUGAGCUUCCCUCUUCCAAGGACGGUGCAAUCCAGAACUUCUCAGAUCCGGGCCCUGGGGAUGGCUGGCAGCCCACGGGCCGGAGGAAGAACCGGAAGAACAAGGAGACCGUGCGGCACAUCACACAGCAGGUGGAGGAUGACAGCCGGGCCAGCUCCCCGGUGCCAUCCUUCCUGCCCACGGCAGGCUGGCCAUUCAGCAGCCAAGACUCAAGUGCAGACCUGACUGUCACUGAAGCCAGCAGCUCCGACAGCCGAGGAGAGAGGGCUGAGCUCUACGCACACGUCGAGGAGGGGCUCCUGGGGGGAGAGGCCAGCUACCUGGGCCCACCCCUCACCCCGGAGAAGGAUGAUGCUCUGCACCAGGUGACCGCCGUGGCCAACCUGCGCGCAGCGCUCAUGAGUAAGAACAGCCUGCUGUCCCUCAAGGCCGACGUGCUGGGGGACGAUGGCCCCCUGCUGUUCGAGUACCUGCCCAAAGGUGCCCACUCACUGUCGCUGAACGAGUUCACGGUGAUCAGGAAGAAGUUCAAGUGCCCGUACUGCAGCUUUUCGGCCAUGCACCAGUGCAUCCUCAAGCGCCAUAUGCGCUCGCACACCGGGGAGCGGCCCUACCCCUGUGAGAUCUGCGGCAAGAAGUUCACACGGCGCGAGCACAUGAAACGGCACACGCUGGUGCACAGCAAGGACAAGAAGUACGUAUGCAAGGUGUGCAGCCGGGUGUUCAUGUCGGCCGCCAGCGUGGGCAUUCGCCACGGCUCCCGGCGCCAUGGCGUAUGCGCGGACUGCGCGGGCCGAGGCAUGGUGCUGUGCAUAGAAGACCGCAUGACCCUCUUACCUCUGGGCUUGGUGCUUCACACACCGCUGCAGGACCCGCUGCAGGCCAGGGCUCAGGUGCUAUCCCGCGGCCGCGGCCCUGGGGCGAGGCAGUUCCUUCCGGACUCCCGCCUGCGGCCCACCUCAGGCCCACCCCGGGCUCUCCCUGUGUGCACUUCCUUGGAGGGCCUGGCCGCCCGCCCUCCGCUGCCGCCCUGUUGUGCCCACGCCCGGCGCUCCUGUUGCCCCUUCUGGAUGGCCUGCCGGGUGUCUGCCUUUGCUGCUAACACUGGAGCUGGGAUGCAGGAGUGUGGAGCCAGGGCAGGCUCAGCGCUGCCCACUGGUACUCUGCUUCGUGAGCGGCUUCAGGACAAGCCUCCUGGUAGGCAGUACCACUGA
This is a messenger RNA of Carlito syrichta (Philippine tarsier), 2027 nucleotides long. It is a transcript of the gene ZBTB46, whose product is annotated as zinc finger and BTB domain containing 46. Lineage: Eukaryota; Metazoa; Chordata; Mammalia; Primates; Tarsiidae. Gene Ontology annotation, molecular function: protein binding; RNA polymerase II cis-regulatory region sequence-specific DNA binding; DNA-binding transcription factor activity, RNA polymerase II-specific. The record is from RefSeq and is a predicted model, not a curated record. The transcript is spliced from 8 exons. Gene Ontology annotation, biological process: regulation of transcription by RNA polymerase II. Bases 93 to 2027 code for a protein of 644 amino acids.